This is a messenger RNA of Helianthus annuus (common sunflower), 841 nucleotides long. Its product is annotated as enolase 1-like. NCBI's taxonomy places the organism in Eukaryota, Viridiplantae, Streptophyta, Magnoliopsida, Asterales, Asteraceae. The transcript is spliced from 8 exons. Gene Ontology annotation, molecular function: magnesium ion binding; phosphopyruvate hydratase activity. Bases 1 to 771 code for a protein of 256 amino acids. The record is from RefSeq and is a predicted model, not a curated record. Gene Ontology annotation, biological process: glycolytic process. Gene Ontology annotation, cellular component: phosphopyruvate hydratase complex.
AUGCAGAUUAGGUUUUCUUCUUCUUUUUUUUGUUUUCAUUUUUGUUUCCAACCAAGUUCUGUGAAUACAUCAUCCAGCAAAGGUUUUUUUUAUUCCUCCAUUUGUGUAAACCAUCCUACUUUGUGCGAAAUUAUCUACUACCUUUUUUCUUAUUUUACGUUCUAUGAUCUGGCGGGUUCCAAUGUGAACACUAUUAUCGGCCCUGCUAUUGCUGGAAAGGACACGACUGAUCAAACUGGUAUAGACAAUUACAUGGUGCAAGAACUAGAUGGAACCAAAAAAGAGUGGGGUUGGUGGAAGCAAAAGCUUGGCGCAAAUGCCAUUCUGGCGGUGUCUCUUACAGUCUGCAAAGCGGGAGCGAGUGUCAAAAACAUUCCUCUUUACAAGCAUAUUGCAAACUUAGCGGGAAACAAGAAGUUAGUAUUACCAGUACCAGCAUUCAACGUUAUUAAUGGCAGAUCACAUGCUGGAAACAAGCUGCUAUGCAGGUAUAAGUCUUUAUUACAUGAAUUCAUGAUUCUUCCUACUGGUGCUUCGACUUUUAUGGAAGCUAUGAAGAUGGGCGUUGAAGUAUAUCAUAAUUUAAAGUCUCUUAUUAAGAAGAAAUAUGGUCAGGAUGCAACCAACGUUGGCCAUGAAGGUGGUUUCGCCCCUAAUAUUCAGGAAAACAAAGAGGGCCUCGAGUUGCUCAAGUCAGCCAUUGCUCAAGCUGGUUACACAGGAAAGGUGAUUACGUUAAAACCACUCAUUUGCAUUAGUUUCCUUGGAUGAAUGAUAUUUUUUAAAUUCUUACGGCUAUUUUUUGUACUUUGGGGGUUAACAUACCAAAAUAAAUUUAAGA